Hypanus sabinus (Atlantic stingray) is the source of this 3913-nucleotide messenger RNA. RefSeq names its product Rho GTPase activating protein 9 (gene arhgap9). The transcript has 17 exons. Gene Ontology annotation, cellular component: cytoplasm. The record is from RefSeq and is a predicted model, not a curated record. Gene Ontology annotation, molecular function: phospholipid binding; protein binding. Bases 1311 to 3452 code for a protein of 713 amino acids. Lineage: Eukaryota; Metazoa; Chordata; Chondrichthyes; Myliobatiformes; Dasyatidae. Gene Ontology annotation, biological process: signal transduction; regulation of GTPase activity.
CUAUAUAAACACACUCCACAAUCAAUUUCACCCUUCCUCCUAAAAAGCACAUAACUCUCCAUGUUUCUUGUGCCUCUCUCUGAGUCUUUUAAAUGUCCCAAUUCUAUCAGCCUCUACCACCACUCCCAACAACGCCCACCACUUGUCAUGAGGAAAGAAAAACUUACCUCUGUUGUCUCCCCUAAAUUUUCCUCCAGUCACCUUACAGAGAUACCCUCUGGUAUUAGCCAUUUCCACCCAGGGUAAGUCUCUGUCUCUCCACUCGAUCUAUGCCUCUUACCAUCUUGUACGUCUCUAUCAAAUCACCUCUCAUCCUCCUUCACUACAAAGGGAAAAGCCCCAGCUCGCUCAACUUUUCCUCAUAAAACAUGGUUUCUAAUCCUGGCUGCGUUCUGGUAAAUCUCCUCUACACCCAUUUCUAAAGUGUCCACGCCCUUCCUGUAAUGAGGGAACCAGAACUGAGCACUAUCCUCCAACUGGGGUUUCGUAGUUUUAUGUAUAUUGUUCCACCUGAACUGAGGAGCAUCUGCAGAAAUUGUAGAGACAGUGAGGAUGAUGGGAAUUUUUGAUGAUGGAUGUAGAUACUACUGAUGGUGGGGAGGGAUAUGGUGAAACUGCUCCCAAACCAGUCAGGCUUGAAUGCUGUGUCUGCUUCCAGUCUCCACUUUUCAGGAAGGACAUGAUGGUAGUGUGCAAAGGCUGCAGGGAGAGAUUCACCAGAUGACUAGGACUGGAACCUUGUUGAGGCGGGAAAGGCUGGGGGUGCUUUUCCCCAAAGUAGAGGGGUCUGAGGGGAGACUGAAUUGAGGUGCAUGUAAUCACAAGGGUCCAGGGAGUGGGUGGAGGGAGGAAUUAGGAGGGAGCUGCUCUCACUUCAGUGGGCAAAAAAUCCAAAAGCCUUCAGUUAGCACAUGUGCAGGGAACUUAAAUCAAUUACCACUGGGCCGAACCUGGAUCAGAGAAUGUGUUGGACUGAGGGCAGAAUGAGGCACACUCAGUGUUGAACAUAACCAGCAUUUCCUGUCCCCUGUGGUGUAUGUGUGUGUGUGUGCGAGAGAGAGAGAUAGACUACCUCACCUACUGAGAGAGCAGUAACGGAAAAAGUCAACUAGAGCAGCAGGAAGACAGGUCUCGACUGUAUCAGUACACGCGCCCGAGGACAGGCGCCCACUACCCCGUCACCCAGGGCUCAGCUGGAAGGAUCACAGCUGGAAGCGGCACCACUUUAAAUACCUAACAGGGGGAUGGCCCUGUCUGAUCCUGGGAAGCGGCUGGCAAAGAGCGGUCAGCUCCGGUGAGGGUGUCUGGCCAUGUUCCGGAGUCGAUGGGGGCCUGGUGACCGGAGUCCGAUCCUGCUGGAGGCCCGGUAUUACUACCAGUAUGUGGCCGGCGAUGGGCGGCUAGUGCGGAUGUCCGAGGGGGACCGUUUCGUGCUCCUGCGUCGCUCCAAUCAGGACUGGUGGCAGGUGCGGCACCAGGAUGGCCCCAAGGGCGAGAAACCCUUCUUCGUGCCGGCCUCUUACGUGGUGGAGGUGCCCCAGGUCCCUGCCUCGGCCAAGAGGGCGAGCCUACCAGGGAGGCUUUGGGUAGGCAGAGUGGAGCCAACAGGCAAGAGCAACGACGAGCUGUACCGGCGGGCCCGAACGCUAGGAGCCAGGCCAGCCAGUGACGGUGACAGAAGCAGAGGCCCCCGAUCGCACCUCCUGCCCCCAAACCCUUAUGAGCUAUCUGUCGGCAGUGUGUCGGCCAGGGUGCACUCGUGGCCCCCGAGGAACCAGGAUGAGCCAAGGGACAAGGACACCAAAGCCCCCGAGGAAACCCAGCCAUUGGCUGACGCAUCCGGUGCCGGCUGCCCAGUCUACACCAACCUGCAGGAGCUGAAGCUGGGAGGGAAGGCACCCCCAAGCCCCUCGGGACCACCAGUUCAGAUUCUGGACCUCUGGGAGCGUUAUGUGGACCCAGCCUCAGGAAGAAGCUACUUCGUCAACACCAUCACCAAGGAAAAGACGUGGAAGCCUCCUCGGAAGUCCAGGAACCGUGGGGUGUCCCGGUCCGCAACGCCCCCACCAGAGACACCUUCUGCCUGGACCAGCAAUGGCAACAGCCCCACAUCCUUCAGACGUCACAUGGAGCACGGACAGGACAAUACGAGUCACGGCUUCCAGCAGGUCACCAACAUCCAGAGACCUUCGUCUACCGAGUCCCUGCAGUUGACUCUGCCUCGUCCCCUCCAUGUAGCCCAGGCCACGGACAAACUGGAGCGUGUCAAUCGGCUGACCAAAUCCAUGAUCAUCCCGGAUUUCCCGGUCCCCAAGGCAAUGUACCAGAGGAGCCACUCAAAGGACGACUUCAACAGAGACAACGGCUCUCCACCUACCUCCCCAAUGCUGGAGAAAGCAGGACCUCUAAAGAAGACGAAGAUCGCAGAAGGUGGGAGGAAGCUGAAGAAGAACUGGAUCAGUUCCUGGGUGGUUCUUGCUGGGAAUAGUCUGGCAUUUUACAAGGAGAUCAAGACACAGGCCAGUUCAAAGGGUGAUCGUCCAGAGAGCAGUGUGGACCUGCGAGGAUCCCUGAUUGAGUGGACCAAGGAGAUGUCCAGCAAGAAGAACGUCUUCCGGUUGCGCACAGUUACAGGGAACGAGUACCUGCUUCAGGCAGAGAAUGAGGACUACAUCAGUGACUGGUACAAGACCAUCAAGCGGGUCAUUGAGACCUUGGAUCGUGAGAACCCCCUAGACUCCCCCAUCGUCUACUCACUGCGGCGGACGGCCAGUGCGGAACUGCUGGAGUGCAGCGGGGAUGAGGAGGAGAGUCCGACCCAGGACAGACCAAAGGAGAGCCGGCGAAUUUCGCUGCGGAGAAUGGGUUCAGACAGCUCGGAGAGGAAGCGGGUGAAGAACAGGAUCAGGAAGUUCAUCAUGAAGAGACCACCCCUCCAGACCUUGCAGGAGAAAGGCCUGAUCAAAGAGCGAGCAGUGACCAGUGACGGGCGGUAUCUGUUUCCUGAAGAGCGGUGCCAAGAGGAAAAGCUGAACAUGGAUGACCCCGAGUGGGAAGACAUUCACGUCAUCACUGGUGCUUUGAAGAUGUUUCUCCGGGAACUGCCCGAACCGUUGUUUCCAUUCAACACCUACGAGGAAUUUGUGACAUGUAUCAAAAUCCAGGAUCCUGAUGAACGUCUCACAACCAUCAAACAGUUGGUGUGGAGUCUGCCAGAACCAAACAGGGACACCAUGAGGACUCUGUUCCGACAUUUUCAGAAAGUGGUUGAGCACACCCAAUGGAACCGGAUGACAGCUCAGAGCCUCUCCAUCGUGUUUGGACCCACGCUGCUGAGAUCAGAGAGGGAGGCCCUGGGCCUGCCCUUUCUGAUGGUUUACCACAACCAGAUCGUUGAGCUGGUGCUGCUGGAGUGUGAUGCCAUCUUUGGCGAGGAGGACAAAUCCCCGUGAUACACCUCUCCAACCUCACCCUCCUCAAUCUCCCCACACCCUGCCCCCCAGUGAGAUUUCUGUAGACCGUUCAGAGGGGUAGGCACAGGACAAAUCCAUCCCCAGGAGGGAGGAGGAGAUGACGACACCCUCGCUGUGUUUGUUUAAGCUGUGCUGGGACCGUCUGCCAUUUGCUCUCUGUGGCUCUGAUGUAAAUAAUUGGAUCUCCUCGGGACGAGAUUUGAUAUCGCUUGUGCAGUUUAUUACGGGCAUUUAUGCAUUUUGGCAAAUAUAUUUGCAUAAUAAAGUUCAGGCAAUGAUUUGUUCUGUUCAUGAGUUCUUCCCAGUAUCUUCUCCAUCCCCGUUUCCAUCUCAACCUUGCCUCCUGCUCUCUUGCUUGAUCCCCAAACUUCCCUCUCCCCCCAUUGCACACUCUCCUUCACUCUACCCUCCCUCACAUUCUCCCACUCACACUCACCCCA